GAGGCUUGCAUGGUUACCGCGCCGGGGGGUGCAGCGGGCGGGUUGAAUGGCAGGGGGGAUGUGAGGAGACGAGGGACAUUUCAGUCAAUAUCCAAUUAUUCUUGUUGCGGCAUUGCACUUCACUGCUUGGGUGAUUGGCCCUGCUAUGGCGAGCGUGUUCAGUUGGUGUGUUGGGUGUUUGUGCGUUGUCUGUUGGUGCGUUGCAACAAUGGGCCGCAAGUUACUCGCAGCCGCAGCCGCAGCCGCAGCCGCAGCACCAUUGCACGAGCGCUGGUUGCUUUUCUUGCUGUGGCUAACGCCCGCGGGGCAGAUUAAGUUUGCUGGGGCCUUGUCUCACCGACUGACCGCGUCCGUUGCAAGAUCCAACGGCCACUCAGUCAAGGAGCUCGAAAACAAGACAUUCGCCAUUCAGGCCCCGGCUACACCCAGGAGCUUAUCUUCUGGGUUGACAUCUUUCUGGCUGACUCGGGACUCUCAGGGGGGUUGUGUGUUCAUUUGCAAGGCAGCGCGCAGCCGCCGGCAGGAGGACUACGCCAGUCUCACACUCAGCUGUUUCUUCCAUUCUGCUCCUCAACGAUAUCUGCAGAACCGAGACGUGUUGUCUUUCGCGAUGUCGGACGAGGUUUCGGUCCCCACGAAUCUGAGCGGGCUGCCCUGGACCUGUGGGCUGUCGGGCGCCGUAUGGUUCAUUUCGGACAAGGCGGUCCUGAAGCGGGCGUUCACCGACGACGAGCCGUCCAAACAGCAGCUCCGGGUAGAGCGGCAGAUCUACGAGCGCCUCGGCUCGCACCCACGGAUCCCCGCGCUCCUCGGAACCCAACCGGAUGCCCUCAUCCUCCAGCGGCUGCAGUGCUCCCUGCGCGAGCGCCUCCUGGAGCACCGCGCGCGGAACGAGCGGCCGCCGACGCCCGAUGUGCUGCGGUGGGCGCUGCAGACGGCCGAGGCGAUGCAGUACAUCCACUCGCGCGGCGUGUGCCAGGUCGACGUCGGCACGUACAACGUCCUGCUCGACGCGGACGGCAACGUCAAGCUCUCCGACUUUGCUGGCUCCUCCCUCGACGGCUCCCCGCCCCUGAUCUGCCCCAGCGCGCACGCGACGCACCCGCGGCUGUCAACCACGCAGCCGUCCGUCCAAUCGGAGCUGUUCGCCCUCGGCUCGCUGCUCUACGAGCUCGAGACGACGUAUCAGCCAUUUCACGACAAGAACGACGCGGAGCUGGAGGCGCUGUUCGGCGUGGAUGUGUUUCCGGCUACAGACGACUUGCUGCUGGGAGAAGUGGUGAGAAAGUGUUGGAUGAGGCAGUAUGGCGGUGCGGGCGAGGUGGUGGCCGACAUCCAGCGGAUUCGAGAUCGUGUAGGUGACGCAGUGCUCUCCCCCGCUCCACCAGAGCUUGGAGAACCGGGGACAGGUUCCGUCGACACGGAGAGUUCGGCGCGGUGCUAGCGGCUGGCUAUCGCACAGCGCGUAGACCUGCACUUGACUGGCGUGCUUCACGCGUGGUUGCUCAAGCUCGUGGAUAAUCUGGCUGGUUCUCUAUAUCCGCCUCGGCAACCCAAGCUUGAUUUGACGGGGGGAACUCCACCUUGA
Thermothielavioides terrestris NRRL 8126 is the source of this 1588-nucleotide messenger RNA. RefSeq lists its product as uncharacterized. The record is from RefSeq and is a predicted model, not a curated record. Gene Ontology annotation, biological process: protein phosphorylation. The coding region runs from base 611 to 1444 and encodes 277 amino acids. Gene Ontology annotation, molecular function: ATP binding; protein kinase activity. Lineage: Eukaryota; Fungi; Ascomycota; Sordariomycetes; Sordariales; Chaetomiaceae. The transcript has a single exon.